GUUUCACAAUGGAAGCGAUAGCGAAACACGAAUUCAACGCAACGGCUGACGAUGAACUCAGUUUUAAGAGGUCCCAGGUCCUAAAGAUCCUGAACAUGGAAGACGACAUGAACUGGUACAGGGCCGAACUCGACGGCAGAGAGGGCCUAAUCCCGAGCAAUUACAUUGAAAUGAAGAACCACAGCUGGUACUAUGGCCGCAUUACGAGAGCCGACGCCGAAAAACUAUUAUUAAACAAACAUGAAGGGGCCUUUUUGAUACGUAUUAGCGAGUCCAGUCCUGGAGACUUCUCCUUGUCCGUAAAGUGUUCGGACGGCGUCCAACAUUUCAAGGUGCUAAGGGACGCCCAGGGUAAGUUCUUCCUCUGGGUGGUCAAAUUCAACAGUCUCAACGAGUUAGUUGAAUAUCACCGAACGUCCUCAGUCUCGCGUUCACAAGACGUGAAGCUCAGAGACAUGAUAGCUGAAGAGUGCCUAGUGCAAGCCUUAUACGAUUUCACCCCCCAAGAAGCAGGCGAGCUGGAGUUCAGACGAGGCGACGUCAUAACAGUGACGGAUCGCUCGGAUCAGCACUGGUGGCACGGGGAGAUCGGACAUCGUCGGGGGCUGUUCCCGGCGACUUACGUAACGCCUUAUCACACAUAAUGUAGAAGAUAGGGUUGAUUUGAAGGCAUUAUUCACUGUUACAACCUGCAAACUGUAGGCUUUUCGGUUUCAGAUAUUACCUUUUUUAAAGUUAUAUGUGAUUUUAAUUUCUCUUUUAAUUGCUCAUUAAUUUGGAAAAGAAUCUUUUUAACGUAGAUUUAAGAUCAGGUAUUUUUAUAUUGGAUCGAAUUGUACUGAAAAAGCGUAAAUUUAUUAAUCUUCAGUUUGAUAGGUUAUGGAUAUAUAGCGCUUAAUUUCUAGGUAGUGUAAUGACAGUUUGCUUGAUCUUUGCAUUGUUUUUCCAAUAAGCAACGAAAGUUCGUAGGAGUGAAAGUUUCCUUUUGCGUCCAGAGUUAUACAUACGACUUUUUCCUAUAGCACUACAAUAUCGUAUUUUUUAGUAAAACAGAUGCCAUUUUUAUUAUUUUAUUUCGUUAAUUUUAAUGAAGUUUUGAAGUCCUUUCAAAUUUUUAUUUGUAUAUAAUGACACGAGAUUAUGCCAGAUUUUUUUUUUCUAAUCUGAGUUCUGCGAAUUAUUUGGCAUUUUCUUGCUUUGACAGUAGACUUUGUAUGUAAAUACUAACAUAGUUUUAUUAUUACAACAUUGCAUUAUUAUAAGUGAAUACGAGGAAAUAUAUGUUAUAUAAAGA
Molecule: messenger RNA, 1294 nt
Organism: Zophobas morio
Lineage: Eukaryota; Metazoa; Arthropoda; Insecta; Coleoptera; Tenebrionidae
Gene: drk
Product: growth factor receptor-bound protein 2
Exons: 5
Coding region: 9-644 (211 amino acids)
Biological process (GO): regulation of MAPK cascade; signal transduction
Cellular component (GO): plasma membrane; cytoplasm; nucleoplasm
Molecular function (GO): phosphotyrosine residue binding; epidermal growth factor receptor binding
Source: RefSeq, a predicted model, not a curated record